Molecule: messenger RNA, 1374 nt
Organism: Solanum lycopersicum (tomato)
Lineage: Eukaryota; Viridiplantae; Streptophyta; Magnoliopsida; Solanales; Solanaceae
Source: RefSeq, a predicted model, not a curated record
AUGGCGAAGGGAAGAGGUAGAGGACGAGGAACUGGUCGGAAAACACCAAUUGAACAUUUGGAAGGGUUUGAUGAAGAAAGCAAGGCUGAUGGCAAUGGAACAGUAACAAGGAAUUCAGAGGAGCAGCUAAAUGGAGAAGAUGGAGAUAGACAUGCUGGUAAUGAAAAGGAACAAAAAAAGGAGGCAAAUGAAUCAUGGGUUAAUAUGUUUAAGAAUAAUCGUGUAGCAAGCAAUGGAAUGCAAAUAUCCUACUUUCCUCCACAGGUAGUUAAUGGGCAAACGAUGGUGCAGCUGGAAGAGAAAGAGGUACAAGAAGAAGAACAGAAAUGGAAGUGUGCUCUCAUUGCAUAUGUGAUUGGAGAAUGCCAUGGGAUUGCAAGUGCUAUUGGAGUUCCUCUUUUUGCUGAUGAAUGUAUCACCAAGCAAACAAGAAUCUCAUAUGCUAGAAUGCUUGUUGAAGUCAAUGUUACAAAAGCUAUACCUCAGAAGAUAGCAGUAGUGGAUCCAAACGGGAAGACAUUUAUGCAAGAAGUAAUGCUAGAAUGGAGGCCUCAAUAUUGUGAUAGAUGUCAGAAGUCAGGGCAUCUAUUUCAAGUGGAGUCUGAACCAAAAGAAGAGAUGCCAAAGAGAAGAAGACCAUGCAAAAAAGAGGAAGAACAGGAGAUAGGAAAGAAGCUAGAUCAGCAAACACCAAGGAAUAAUGAUGAGCAGUCUUAUGUAGAUAGACAGCUGGAAUUGAGUUUGGCUAACUUCCCUAUAUUGAAAGCUAUACCAACAAGGAAUGGUUUUGAGAGUCUUAUGCAUAACAAAAUGGCUUCACUAUCUAUUGAUAGAGGGCUAAUUGAAACAAGAGUUAAAGAAAAAAAUGUGAAAUCAGUUCUUAAAGGGAUAACACCAUGGUGGAAGAUGUUACAUAAUUAUACUGAUAGUCCUAAUGGAAGAAUUUGGUUGGUAUGGGAUGAUAACUGGUAUGAGAUCAAGAUGAUUAAUAGCUCAGCUCAACUUUUGCAUUGUCAGGUUAAUGAAAGAAGUAAAGAUUAUCAGUUUAUAUUGACUGUGGUGUAUGGAUUUAAUAAAGUUGAUCAGAGGAAAAGUUUGUGGCAAGAAAUGAAUACAAUGUCAAAAGGUAUUUCUCAACCUUGUAUCAUAGUAGGAGAUUUUAAUGCUAUUCUUUCUACUAAGCAUAGGUUAGAUGGAGUUCCUGUUACUAAUAAUGAGAUAAAAGAUUUUGUUGAAUGUAUGAGAGAUAUGGGGGGUACUGAAUUGCAGUGGAAAGGUAACUACUAUACUUGGACUAACAAGCAAUGUGGGAGGGAUAGAAUAUCAAGUAGAAUUGUUAGAGCAUUUGGAAAUGAUGAAUGGAUGGAUAAAUAG